Messenger RNA from Sporothrix brasiliensis 5110, 447 nucleotides. RefSeq lists its product as uncharacterized. The record is from RefSeq and is a predicted model, not a curated record. The coding region runs from base 1 to 447 and encodes 148 amino acids. Lineage: Eukaryota; Fungi; Ascomycota; Sordariomycetes; Ophiostomatales; Ophiostomataceae. The transcript has a single exon.
AUGCACGAAGUCAACGCGGGCUACCGGCGGUACGUGCGGUGGGUGGGCAAUAUAACAAGCGGCGGCAGCGAGAGCAGUGGAGACCGUGGACACGGAGGCCCGAAAAACACCGUCCUCGUGGGCGGCGCGGCGUUCGAGGUCGACCGCCGCAUGGUGCAGGCGGUUGUCCGCCAGGGCUUGCAGGCCGACGCGGCACGGCUCACCGACCUGGGCGGGCGCUUUGCCCUGCGGCAGCACAACCGGCACUUGGUCGGCCACGAAACGUGUCCGGACCCAGACGGACGGUGCUGGCGCGAGCGGUACGACAUGGACACGGAUCCGCUGGACAUUUGCCCGCAGAAUGCGGCCGCACGGACGUUGACGCCGUGCUAUCGCGUGGUGGACGCAAUUUGUUUGGGAAUCAAGGCGUUUGCCGACGACGUAAACGGGCCAGUCACGGCGGCGUAA